CUCUGUUUCUUCACAGGUUUCAUGGAAACGUUUUACAGAAGGUGAGAGCGGAGCUGCUGGGUGGACGGCCAUCAGGAAGAAAGGCCUGCCUGAGUAGACAACGACACAAGCUCAGAAAUGAGGAAGAGCCAGGUGUUGACCCAGGGGCACAGUGGGCACGAUGGAGAGCAGCCCGUAUUUUGUGCAGUUGGCACCAUGGCACUCAGGGAAUUCAGAUGUCCUGAACACCCACUAAGACCGGGACAUGGAGAGGAGACACCAGUGAAGGGGACAAAUGACAAACCCCUUCAGAGCCAGAUGCCCAUCAAGAGGAUUCAUGUGGACCUCCGGCCAGCGCUGGCAGGAAUCUGUGCAGAGGGCAGCAGCCCAGACUUACCGGACAGCAGGGAGGCAGUGCGCGGACCCCUAGGGAGGCAGGAUGUGUCACUGACCAGACGGACGGAGAGGGCAGUGUGGCCAAUGGCAGUGCCAUUCACUCAGCAUGACAGUGGCACACGCAAAUUAAUGGAGAAGAACGUCAGACUGGCCUUACCCCCGAUACCCGAGGGCAGAGAGGUGAGGCGGCCACCCUGCCGUCAUCCGAGAGCCAAAGUGAGCCCCGCUCUGGUCAACUUCACGGACAGAAGCACCCUGGGGUCCUUCCCAAAAGUGAUCCUGCAGCAGAGCCAGCCGUCGGUGGCAGUUGAGCAGGUGACGAAUGGGAAGGAUGUCCCCUCAGCCCUCCCAAGUGUCCAAGAUGUUCAGGUGCCGAUGGACCUCUUUGUCCACCGCGUGCUGAAGACCACGUGCAGCCAGGAGCAUCAGGUGCUGACCGGUGUGCUGCGCUCUCUGCGGGGGGAGCUUUGGGACCCCAAACAGCAGCGGGAUUUGCUACCCUUGUGGCAGAUGGAUAGUGACAGAAAAGUCACCAGCGGUGCCAAGACAUCCUUGAAGGCCACUCCUGGACCACCGCAGAACAAGCCAAAGAAAGGGGGGCUGGUGAAGCUGAGCCUUCAGAAACGAUGGCCGAUGCAGUGAGACCACUGGAGGUGACGAAGGACCCAGUAAACGUUGGGUAGUGGAAGGAGAAGGUGAAGAGGACGUCAUCACUCGAGUGGCAGAGGUGACUGUGACGACUGGCCAGUGUGACGGGGUCUUUACAACUAAAUACGGAAUCAGAGCGAUGGCCUUGGGGUCCGGACUUGGGAUUGGCCAUCUGUGAGUUCAGCUGUCCAAGAGAGCAGGAGAUGGAAAGACAAUCGGCAGGAAUUAGAACAACAGCAACUACUAGGGGAUGACAUGUGGGGGUCCCAGAUUGCUAGGGGGUCCAUUAGGGUCUGGUGGGCCUCAUUUGGGCUUUAUGUGACUUUGUUUCAGUGACAAGUUUGAGCUUCCAUUUUGAAUGUCCGGUCACUGUGACCCGUGUCUUCAUGGUGGCCAUAACAUGUGAGUUGGCAUUAAGUUUAACCGAAUAAAACCGACAGCUUAU
Polypterus senegalus (gray bichir) is the source of this 1468-nucleotide messenger RNA. RefSeq lists its product as uncharacterized. The record is from RefSeq and is a predicted model, not a curated record. Lineage: Eukaryota; Metazoa; Chordata; Cladistia; Polypteriformes; Polypteridae. The coding region runs from base 118 to 1017 and encodes 299 amino acids. The transcript has 4 exons.